Penicillium bovifimosum is the source of this 405-nucleotide messenger RNA. RefSeq lists its product as uncharacterized. NCBI's taxonomy places the organism in Eukaryota, Fungi, Ascomycota, Eurotiomycetes, Eurotiales, Aspergillaceae. The record is from RefSeq and is a predicted model, not a curated record. The transcript has a single exon. Bases 1 to 405 code for a protein of 134 amino acids.
AUGUACUCGGGAUCAUUCCAGAAACUAGCCGUCGGCUUCUUCCUAAGUGCCGCUCUGGUGCAAGGAGCGUCUAUUCCAUGCGUCGACCAGCGUAGCAACACCAGUGCUUUGGAUACUCGAGCUGGAAACGAUUACCGCAUCGCAGUCUUUCAGAAUGGUCAAUGUACCGGCGAGGCUAUCCCUUACUCUGGUGAUGACGAAGAUUGCCACAAUGGUCUCGGCGCCGGCGGUGCCGGACUCCAACUCUUGGCUCUAGAUGCUGACGGCAUGCUUGUUUUCUAUGGUGCGGCUGAUUGCCCCGCUGGCCAAGAGGUCGACACCUUCAAUCCAAAUGACGACCAGACCGGAACGGACUGCAAGCCUUUGAACGGAAACCCUGUUUCGUUCCAGUUUAUCAAGGUUUGA